CUGCGGUUCGAGGUCUACGACAGCCACGGGCCCGGCAGCCUCAGCUGCCAGGACUCCUGGGGGGCAUGGAGUGCACCCUGGGGCAGAUUGUGGCCCAGAAGAAGGUGACCCGACCUCUGCUGCUGAAGUUCGGCCGGAACGCGGGCAAGUCCACCAUCACGGUGGUAGCUGAGGACAUCUCCACCAACAACGGGUACGUCGAGCUCUCCUUCCGGGCCCAGAAGCUGGACGACAAGGACGUCUUCAGCAAGUCGGACCCCUUCCUGGAGCUGUACCGGGUCAACGACGACCAGAGCAAGCAGCUGGUGUACCGGACGGAGGUGGUGAAGGACAACCUGAGCCCCGUGUGGGAGCCCUUCAGGGUGUCGCUGAGCUCCCUGUGCAGCUGCGAGGAGGCCCGGCCGCUGAAGCCCCCAGCCCUCGGGGUGGGUGUUGGCACUGGCACUCUGGGGGGUGGGGGGGUCUCUGCCCGUCCCUGUGCCCAGGCCCAGUGGGAAUGCGUGAAUGCCAAGUACAAGCAGAAGAAGCGCCAUUACAGGAACUCGGGGCUGGUCAUCCUGGCCGACCUGAAGUUCUCCAGGGUCUACUCCUUCCUGGACUACAUCAUGGGCGGCUGCCAGAUCCACUUCACGGUGGCCAUCGACUUCACAGCCUCCAACGGGGACCCCCGGAACAGCUGCUCCCUGCACUACAUCAGCCCCUUCCAGCCCAACGAGUACCUGCAGGCCCUGGUGGCCGUGGGUGAGGUCUGCCAGGACUACGACAGCGACAAGAGGUUCUCCGCUCUGGGGUUUGGAGCCCGCAUCCCCCCCAAGUUUGAGGUCUCCCAUGACUUCGCCAUCAAUUUCAACCCCGAGGACGACGAGUGUGAAGGAAUCCAGGGCGUGGUGGAGGCCUACCGGAACUGCCUGCCCCGCGUGCAGCUCUACGGCCCCACCAACGUGGCGCCCAUCAUCUCCAAGGUGGCCCGCGUGGCCGCGGCCGAGGAGCACACCGGGGAGGCCUCUCGAUACUACAUCCUGUUGAUCCUGACGGACGGCGUGGUGACCGACAUGGCGGACACACGGGAGGCCAUUGUGCGAGCCUCCCACCUGCCCAUGUCCAUCAUCAUCGUGGGCGUGGGCAACGCCGACUUCACGGACAUGCAGGUGCUGGACGGGGACGACGGCGUCCUGCGCUCCCCGCGGGGCGAGCCCGCGCUCCGGGACAUCGUCCAGUUCGUGCCUUUCCGGGAGCUCAAGAAUGCCUCCCCCGCGGCGCUGGCCAGGUGCGUGCUGGCUGAGGUGCCCAAGCAGGUGGUGGAGUAUUACAGCCACAAGGAGCUGCCGCCUCCAGGCCUCGGCGCCCCAUGAGGACCCCAGAGAGGGGGUGCGGCCAGGGUGCCUCCUGUCCCCAGCACCCUUGAGGUCCCUUAAACUCCCCCCUGACUUCCCAGAAGCCUCCUGUCCCCCAAGCGCCCAGGCGCCCUCAUCCCCUGGGGCCCCCGAGGUUGAAGGAUGAGCAAGCCCAGGCCCGAGGAGACCCAGAAACAGAAGCAGAUGGGGCGGGGGGCUGGCGGUAGCCCCCACACCUGGCCCGGCCCCAGGAGGGGCUGGGGGAGUCACGGUGCAUCUGAUGUUCCUGGGGAGGGGCCAGCAGGCAGCGUCCGUCACAGAGAAAAUGGUGCCCAGGCCCCGAUGGUCAGCCCUGCCCCCUGUGCCCCUUUCCUGCCCCUGCUGUGAGGGCCCUGCCUCCGCACCCAGCUGGGCUCAGGUGCAAUAAAGUGUCGUCUCAUG
This is a messenger RNA of Myotis davidii, 1775 nucleotides long. It is a transcript of the gene CPNE7, whose product is annotated as copine 7. Gene Ontology annotation, biological process: cellular response to calcium ion. NCBI's taxonomy places the organism in Eukaryota, Metazoa, Chordata, Mammalia, Chiroptera, Vespertilionidae. The coding region runs from base 66 to 1352 and encodes 428 amino acids. Gene Ontology annotation, cellular component: plasma membrane. The record is from RefSeq and is a predicted model, not a curated record. Gene Ontology annotation, molecular function: calcium-dependent phospholipid binding. The transcript is spliced from 14 exons.